AAUAUUUCCUAUUUAAAUAAAUAAAUAUUUAGUCAGAGUUAAACAUUUAACUAUUUAACUUAAUUUUUUAAUAUAUAAUUACAGAACAAUUUGGAAACCAAACCAUAUGGAAUUUUGCACUACCUGGACAGGGCAGUGUAAAUGACCAUGGCAGACCCGAUCUCAUUUGAAAGCUUUCCAGCAUCUUUAUUAACACAAGGUUGCUGAAACAGAACACUCAACAGUCUCCCACUGCCAGCUGUACGCAUCACCAAAAAUGACAGAAAAAAACAAAAAAACAAAAACAAAAGAAACACUGGAAAGAACAGCUUUUUAUGCCGGCGAGGCGUGAUUAUAGGUGCUGCGCAGAUGCGUCCAUCUCGCCUGCAGCAGCAUCACAGACCACGACCCGCCACAGGCAGUCUACUGAUAAUUAGGUUAUAAUUAAAACAAUUAAUGGUUUAUCUACAUGCAACCCUGAUACUGAGUGGUGUGUGUGUGUCCUCCAGUGUUUCUGAAUGUCAGUCCAAACCGGCCUCAGUUCUUCUCAGGAGAGUCUGUGACUCUGACCUGUGAGGGGGUUCACAGCCCUGAUGGUUGGACCCUGAAGAGAAGAAAUUACAAAGAAAUAACGAGCUGUGGUGAAGACUUUUGCCAGUUUGAUGGUUCCUCAUGCAUCAUCUCAGAUCUGAAAGCGAUGUCACCUUACUGGUGUGAGGACAGAUCAGGACAGAAGAGUGACGAGCUCAACAUCUAUGUAUCAGAUCACGUGAUCCUAGAAAUGCCUGCUCUGCCAGUGAUGGCAGGAAGUAAUGUCACUUUGAGCUGCAGACCUCGUUAUGACAGUUACAGAGUCCGCUCCAUCGACAGGGAGAGUGAGUCUCACAGGGAGAGCUUCUCUGAAGUCCACACCAUCUACACUGUGCAAAAGUCAGAUGAAGGCGUCUACAGCUGCAGUGUAAUCUACACUAAUAUGGUGAUGGUAUCAGGUUAUAGCAGGCUGACUGUUGCAGGUAUUUAAAGCUAACAGCUGCACCUGUUUCUGAUUGAGUGACAGCUCGUGCUGAAGUAGAGUGUUGACCUUCCAGUAUUUAGCACCUCAAUGUGACUGAACAACACGU
Molecule: messenger RNA, 1100 nt
Organism: Oreochromis aureus
Lineage: Eukaryota; Metazoa; Chordata; Actinopteri; Cichliformes; Cichlidae
Product: Fc receptor-like B
Exons: 2
Coding region: 677-1000 (107 amino acids)
Biological process (GO): cell surface receptor signaling pathway
Molecular function (GO): transmembrane signaling receptor activity
Source: RefSeq, a predicted model, not a curated record